UCACACACUCACAUCUCAGUGUAGAAAACAGAUCAAAACACUGAACCUUGUUAAUAUUUACGAUAAAAGCAAAUUUCAGCUUCGUGUUGUUUAUCUGCCAGAUAUAUUAUCAAUUAAUUCAAAAGGCCAUAAAUUACGGCAACGAAAGCAACAACGUGUUUGUAAUGUGGUCUCGAGGGGUGUCACAGGUGAGGUCACUACUCAAUAUUGAUGUCCAGGAUUUUGUGUUUAUGAAAAUCUAGAAUAUUUAUGUGUAAAGUAGUUUUUCUGAAUGUUUUCAACUACCACGUGCUUGUAAUCUGGUCUCGUGGGGUGUCACAGAUACUUCAGAAAUCCAAUUUCCCGACAUGACUGUCCCGUUUUUGUGUGUAUGAAUUGUUUUGAUAUUCAGGUUCUAGGUUUAGUCACAUUAAACCAUAGUAGAGUCAGUUGGAUCUUCGUCGCUCUAUUUGUAAAUAACAACACUGUUCACUAACAAACAGUCAAUGAACGUCCUGGAAAAUGCGUGUGAACCAUGUUCAUUUACCCGCUGUAUGUAAAACAAUACGACAAUAGUCUGACAAGUACAUAAGUACUAAAUCUCCGAGUUCACGAACACCAUUCUACCAGAAUCGAAACCACUAACUGCCAGAUGUAAGAGUCUUUGUCAGGGGAGAUUGCCGUGAAGGGAGAUUGGAACAUAUGUCAUACACAUAUGACGGUUGAUUAAAUGUUUGUUUUGAUACUUUCAGGUCCAGUCACAGGGAAGAGGGCAGAUAGCCAAGCCUGGAGCCAGAUGGAAGCACGGAGACCUGGACCUACACAGAAGUCUGAUGUACCCGCCACGACCAGAGAGAGGGACACACGGAAGUCUGGGACCCCCUCAAGACCUGACACACGAGCGACACCGACACCCGCACGGAGAGACGCCCGGGCAGACGCCGACCUCUGUGCCGCCUGCAGGGCGGGGAAGCUGGCGGAGGUGAAGCGGAUCCUGGACACAGGUCGGGCUGACGUCAACUGUAGAAGUGUGGUCGGGAUGACACCGGUGAUGAGGGCAGCAGGGUGGGGACACAGGGAUGUGGUGGAGCUCCUUGUGAGUCGAGGUGCUGAUGUGUCACUGGUGGACGAUGACGGUGACAACGUCCUUCACUACGCCUGUGAGGGAGGAUACAGGAAGACAGUGGAGUUUGUCCUGUCUCUGGACGGGGUGGACAUCAACAGUAGAGGACAGAGGAGCAUGACACCGGUGAUGCUGGCAGCACUGAGGGGACACAGGGAUGUGGUGGAGUUCCUUGUGAGUCGAGGUGCUGAUGUGUCACUGGUGGACGGUGUCGGUAACGACAUCCUUCACUACGCCUGUAGAGGAGGAGACAGGAAGACAGUGGAGUUUGUCCUGUCUCUGGACGGGGUGGACAUCAACGUCCGGAACGACUACGGGGAGACAGCGGCCGACGUGGCGAGAGACGGGCGACAUCAUCAACUGUCGGAUCUCCUGGUGUCACGUGGUACACAGUGAAGUGAAUGUAGUGUUGAUGUAGAGAGUGAUGGAGGAAAUGUCGUUACUGACACUGACGUUGUGCAUGCCGUUCACGUCGUCGCGUUGUUUAUAAUUCAGUAUGACGGUGAGAAUAUUUGUUGUGUUUGGGGAGA
Haliotis rubra (blacklip abalone) is the source of this 1632-nucleotide messenger RNA. RefSeq names its product ankyrin repeat domain-containing protein 29-like. Gene Ontology annotation, molecular function: protein binding. The transcript is spliced from 4 exons. Gene Ontology annotation, cellular component: cytoplasm; nucleus. The record is from RefSeq and is a predicted model, not a curated record. Bases 710 to 1498 code for a protein of 262 amino acids. NCBI's taxonomy places the organism in Eukaryota, Metazoa, Mollusca, Gastropoda, Lepetellida, Haliotidae.